UAAUAAUUUGCGAUAAGAAAUAAUUUCUUUCUACGAUCAUCUUAAAACUUUAUAAUGCAACCAGAAGAAAAUAAACGUAAAGGAAGUUUUUUAGAGCAUACAGAUAGUCCUGAAAAAUUAAGAAAAGUUGGUCAGACUAACAAUAGAUUUGUUGAUAGUUUAAUAGGACAAUGGACAAAACAUACCGGAAUGCAAAUUUCUUCAAAACAAAUUGAAGAGUACAGAUCAAAUAUAGAUACCGAACAAGUGAAUAACCAAAAUCUUAAAAUACAAAUUUUAGAAAAGAAAUUACAAGAGGCGGAAGAUAAUAUAAUUACACUUUCUACCAAUCUUGAGAAUGAACUCAAUGUUAAAGAAGAAAUAUCAGAAAAAUUAACUUCUACAUGGGAAUCUAUAGAUACAAUAACAAACUAUUGUAAUUAUAUGUCUGAGACUAUGAAAGCAUUUCAAGAACAUAUAAAUCAUUUAACAGCUUCAUAUAACACCAUAACAAAUAUGCAAAAAAAAACGGUAGAACGACAAGAACAACAAAUACAUGAUAUGAAAACGAAAGAUGCUGAACAUCAGAAGUAUAUUGCCGAAGUAGAAGAAAACUUUAUGAAGCAAGAAAAAAAAAUACAAGAAUUGAUCUCGGUAAAACAAAUGUUGGAGGAACAAGCGAAAAGUUUCGAAGAAAAAUUAAAUUUUGAAAAAAAUUAUUUAAUGAGUACUCAUACAGAAGAGAAACUAAAAUUAAUCAAUGAACAUGAAAUUAUUAUAAAGGAAAGGGAUCAAUUACAAUUAUCGAUAAAACAAAUGGAAGAGAAAACAAAAAAUACAAUAGAUUUAAUAGCCGAAAAAGAAGCGACCAUUACUAAAUUGCAAAAUAAAAUGAAUUCUUAUAUUAAUCAGAUAACAGCACUGUCAUCUAAUAAUACAGAAUUAAUUAAAAAACUCGAAAAUGUAGAAAAAGAAAAAGAAAAAGAAAUACAAGAAAAAGCAAACGAGGUAAAACAACUUUCAGAAGUGAUAAGUAAAAACAAAGAAAAAGAGAAUGAAUUAACUCAAAGUAUUGAGCAAAAAGUAGAACAAUGUAGAUACUUUGAGAAUAAUUUAUUAGAUACGAAAAAUAAAUUAGAACAAGCAGGAAAUACUAUAAAACAGUUAAAAAAUAAUGAAAAUGAAACUAUUACAAAACUUCAGAAAGCAAUAGAUACAUUACAAAAAGAAAAGGCAGAAAUGUAUUCGCAAUAUCAAACACAAAUUCAGCAUAUAAAGCAAUCUGAGAAAAAAAUUCAAGAGAAGCAGGAAACUGCUUUGAAAGAGGAAUUUAAAACUAAUACUAUAGAAAUGGAGAAAACGAUAGAACAAUUAAAACAAGAAAUUACAAAACUUAAUGAAACACUCGAAGAAACUAAAGCUGAAAAUAAUAGCAAUAAGUUAAAAAAAAGUGCCAGUAACAUUUCCAAGAAUAAAGAAAAAGCCGAGUCUGAAUUAAAAAACAAGUACGCAAAGUAUCAAAAGGAAUUAAUCUUAGCAGAGCAAAAAUAUAAAAAUAUGCUAGCUAAAUGUGAUAAGCAAAAAGAAAUGCAAGUAGAUAUGUUGGAAAUUCCACUAACAGUAAAUUCUCUACCUCAAAAGAAAACAAAAUUACAGAAUGAUAAAGAGGAUCUUUUUAAUGAAUUGCAAAAAUCAUCUUCGCAACAUGCACCAACACAAAUGUCAAAUGUUAUAGCAACUCAAAACUCUAUUGCGGAAACAGAAAAUUCACUUAGUGAGAACAAGUUCUUUAAGCUAAGAAAUACGCAAGUUCGACGUUACGGAAAUCAAAAGAACAAAUUUAUUAGAACAUAAUAUAUAUGUUAACGUACAUUAUCACAUGCACAAUCAAAGAGUAAUAUAUGUUUUUUAUAUUUUUGUUAUAAUAAUAGUAUUGCACAAAUUGUUUUGAAAUAAUGAUAAAAAAUAUUCAUGAUUUUUAUUUCGCAUUUUACUCCAGUUAUCGUAAUUAAUACU
Messenger RNA from Polistes dominula (European paper wasp), 1995 nucleotides. RefSeq lists its product as uncharacterized. Lineage: Eukaryota; Metazoa; Arthropoda; Insecta; Hymenoptera; Vespidae. The record is from RefSeq and is a predicted model, not a curated record.